Penicillium waksmanii is the source of this 1146-nucleotide messenger RNA. RefSeq lists its product as uncharacterized. The transcript has 2 exons. The record is from RefSeq and is a predicted model, not a curated record. Lineage: Eukaryota; Fungi; Ascomycota; Eurotiomycetes; Eurotiales; Aspergillaceae. Bases 1 to 1146 code for a protein of 381 amino acids.
AUGUUCCUCCGCGCGGUAGGGCUGCUGUCCCUUACGUUGCUUCACCUAGUAAACAGCAUCAGUUUCUCGAGCCCACCACCGACACCAACACCCACGUUGCCCAACAGAUCGCGCCAAGAUGCCCCGCAGCCAACGCCGAGCGCAGAUCUACAACAUUGGGGGAUAAUGCGACGGGAUGAUGACUUGUUUAUUUCGUCGCAUCGGUGGCCUGAUUCUUUGUGUGGAUGGCAAAAUACUAGUGUAGUGACUGAAUCCCAAGUCAAGUGUUCGACUUCCAGCACCUGCGUGUACUAUGCCUCUAACACCAUCUGGCCGGGCAUAGUGAAUUGUUGCCCAGGCUUGGAUUGUGUCCCCUGGACGACCUGCUAUGGUGCCGAUGAGAUAUCCAAAUUGCCAGACCUGACUAAAACCUCAGGUGGCUUCGCCCUCCUUUGCACGAGGCUUCACAAUGAAGUCUGCGUGACCUGGAACUACCCGGAUCUCGACGCCAGGCAUUAUGGAUGUAGAACAACCAGCAACAGUUGGGACGUCUUCAAUUUCGCGCUCGAGUUCACCGACACUGUCACAGUUCGAUACGAUCAUAGCCUGAUUACGGCCGAUGAUAACAUGGUGAGCAGCUAUGCUGCUAGCUUCUCCUCCUUCUCCAUCUCUCAGACUGGAGACAGCGGCUUGACUACCAGCAGCGAGUCAUUUGAUGCGACGCAGAUAUCCAAACCAAGCUCCUCAUCCUCGGACAGGUCAACCUCGACCACCCCAACCGGCGCAAUUGUUGGUGGCGUUAUUGGCGGCGUAGCCGGAGGGGCGGUGAUCGCUCUUGCAGGCGUCUUUCUCUAUUUAAGAAGGAAGAAGGGGAAGGAUCAAACUAAGGCUGGUGUUAGCUCCGAAUACAGUGGAGGACCCUCCCAAAGUUUGCCAGGGAACCGACCGAUUUAUUUGAGUGCGGGAAUGCAAAAGCCUUCAGAAAUAGAUUCUCGCGAAUCGCCGUAUCAGAUCUCCGAAGUCUGGGGCACCGCGCCUGCUGACAGGGCACACGAGAUGCAAGGUGAUACAAAUCCCAUGCUAGAAGCCGACUCUAAGCACGUUCUCCACUCGAAGGAUAUUGCAGCCGAGCUGCCGGCCGAGUCCAGGCGUGUCGCGGGGCCGUGA